AUGCGCGCGCGCGCAGUGGCUCUGAACGUCCACACCUACAGCGCCCUGCUCAACGUGUGCCUGAAGAGCAACGAGCUGGACCUGGCGCUCGACAUUUACCAGCAGAUGCUGUCUGAGGGCGUGACGCCCAACCUGGUGACGUUCAACACGCUUCUGGAUGUGUACGCCAAGACGGGCCACUUUGCGGAGGCCCUGGGGGUGCUGGACCAGCUGGAUAUGCAGGGCAUCUCCCCGGAGCCGCGCACCUACCACACCGUCGUCACGGCCUGCAACAUGUGCGGCCGCUUCAGAGAGGCGCUGACUGUGUACGAGCGCAUGCUGUCCAAGGGCGUCGAGCCCAUGCCCGCCACCUACAACGCCGCCGUCUGCGCGCUCGCGCGCCUCGGCCACCUGUCGGCGGCGCUGGCGCUGCUGGGCGCGGCCGCGGCCAAGGGCAUAGACCGCUCCGUCGCGACCUACGCGGCGCUGCUCGCAGGCUGCGAGGAGCCCGGCAGGUGGGAGCUCGCGCUGGAGCUGCUGCAGCGCAUGCAGGAGGAGGGGCUCAAGCCCACCACCGCCUGCUUCAACUCGGCCAUCAACGCCUGCCUCAAGGCCUGCGUGAGCGUGGGCAACUGGGAGCAGGUGCAGCCGCCGCCGCCGCCGCCCUGCAUCGCUCAAAACAUCAUCGCCCCGCUCGGCGCCGCCCACCCAUGCUCGUCCUUCCGCAGGCGGGCAGCCCCAGUACGGGGAGCUGCUGUUUGA
This is a messenger RNA of Monoraphidium neglectum, 741 nucleotides long. RefSeq names its product Pentatricopeptide repeat-containing protein. The transcript has 7 exons. Gene Ontology annotation, molecular function: protein binding. NCBI's taxonomy places the organism in Eukaryota, Viridiplantae, Chlorophyta, Chlorophyceae, Sphaeropleales, Selenastraceae. The record is from RefSeq and is a predicted model, not a curated record. The coding region runs from base 1 to 741 and encodes 246 amino acids.